Molecule: messenger RNA, 2569 nt
Organism: Suncus etruscus (white-toothed pygmy shrew)
Lineage: Eukaryota; Metazoa; Chordata; Mammalia; Eulipotyphla; Soricidae
Gene: RPGR
Product: retinitis pigmentosa GTPase regulator
Exons: 18
Coding region: 130-2391 (753 amino acids)
Source: RefSeq, a predicted model, not a curated record
CGUGCGUUCCAGGAGGGUCGCUCAUGGGGGUCCUUUGGGUUUGCGCUACCGGCUUCCGGGCCAAGGCUCUGCCUUAGGCCCUCGGCAGCCACCAAAGGGUCAGCCCUGGCGCAGGCCCAGAUUACCAGUAUGCCCCUCGGCAUGGGGGACCACGAUGAAUUGGUGCCCGAUUCGGGUGCAAUUUUCACAUUUGGAAAGACUAGAUUUGCAGAAAAUAUUCCAAGCAAAUUUUGGUUUAAAAAUGACAUACCUGUAUUUAUUUCAUGUGGAGAUGAACAUACUGCGAUUAUUACAGGAAAUAAUAAACUUUACGUGUUUGGCAGUAACAACUGGGGCCAAUUAGGAUUAGGAUCCAAGUCAACCAUAACCAAGCCAACAUGUGUCAAAGCUUUAAAAUCUGAAAAAGUGAUAUUUGUUGCCUGUGGAAGGAACCACACUCUAAUUUCAACAGAAAAUGGCCAUGUAUAUUCAGCUGGAGGAAAUAAUGAAGGGCAAUUAGGUCUUGGUGACACUGAAGACAGGAACUCUUUCCAACUAAUUAGCUUUUUCACAUCCCGGUCUAAGAUCAAACAACUUGCUGCUGGAUCUAACACUUCUGCCGCACUAACAGAGGAUGGAAAACUUUUUAUGUGGGGUGACAAUGCUGAAGGACAAAUUGGUUUAGAAGAUUUGACUAAUGUGUGUGUUCCUCAUCAAGUGACCGUUGGGAAACCCAUCUCAUGGAUCUCCUGUGGCUAUUAUCAUUCUGCUUUUGUAACAACUGAAGGAGAGUUAUUCACAUUUGGAGAAACCGACUCAGGAAAGUUAGGUCUUCCUAAGGAACUGCUGGACAAUCACAAAAUACCCCAGAAAGUCUUUGGAAUUUCUGAGAAGGUGAUUCAAGUAGCCUGUGGUGGAGCACACACGGUGGUUCUCACAGAGCAAGCCGUGUAUACCUUUGGGCUAGGACAGUUUGGUCAGCUGGGUCUUGGCACUUUUAUAUUUGAAACUUCAGAACCCAAAGCCAUUGGGCAUAUUCACAAUCAGAAAAUACAUUCUAUUUCCUGUGGAGAAAAUCACACAGCUUUGAUAACAGAACUUGGUCUUAUGUAUACUUUUGGAGAUGGUCGACAUGGAAAAUUGGGACUUGGAAUGGAGAAUUUUACCAAUCAGUUCAAUCCUACUCUGUGCUCAAACUUUUUUAGAUUUGUAGUUAAAUUGGUUGCUUGUGGCGGAUGUCACAUGCUAGUCUUUGCCUCUCCACGACUUAACAUGUCAAGAGAAAUGUCUUGUAAACUUAAGGAUUCUUUCAUAUUUUUAGCAAAUUCUCAACCUAGUGAUGAUCUGAUUUCAACAAAUUCUCUCUCGCUGAACAGAACUUGUUCAGCACGUUUACGUCGAAGAGAAAGGGAAAGAUCCCCAGAAUCUCCAGAUCCUAUGACACAAGUGCUCCCUCUGAGUGAAGACACUGUCUCAACACUCAUGUCUUUGUCACGUGGUGAAAAUCCUUUCAAUCUGCCUCCAAGUACUUCGCAAGAUAAAAUCAUAUCAGACAAACAGGAUUCCAUGCCACCAGAGGAACUAGAUUAUGUACCUGCAGAGAAAGAGCCAGAUAGUUGUUCCACAGCUGAUUUAGAAAGCCUUGGAGAAACUACUGAUAUCUUAAACAUGACACAUGUGAUGAGCACAAAUGCUGAUGACAAGUCAUACAAGUUAUCACCAAUUCAAAAGCAAAAGGCUCAAGAUAAACUUACAGAAACUGAUAAAUCAGAAAAAGACAAGGAAGAGGAUGAGAAAUCUGUGAAAGAUAAAGAGAAUCUCGCUGCUGAUGAGACUAAACUAGAAGAAGGAACAAAAAGUGCCAGUGGCAGCCGAGUUGGCAGUCAGAUACUCCAUCAGGCUCAAGAUGUUUCAGAAAAUGAUGAAUCAGAAGACAAGGAAGAGGAUAUUGACAAUUUGGAAGAGGAUGAGAAAUCUGUGAAAGAUGAAGAAAAUCUCGCUGCUGAUGAGACUAAACUAGAAAAAGGAACAAAAAGUAUCAGUGGCAGCCGAGUUGGCAGUCAGAUACUCCACCAGGAUGAAAAAACCAGCCAAGAAGAACCUGCCAUUCCUGAAUGCAAUGAAAAUCAAGAAGGCAAUAUACUUGAUGAUCCAAAGAGUUCAGAUACUGUAGAACAUAAAAAGGAAAUUAAAACCUUGAAGAGGAUUUUCCUCUUUAAAAGGAUGUCAUUGACCAGUCAGAAAAGCCUGCUGAGUACUUCUGAUCCACCCCCAGACUUAAAAUCAGCAGGAAAACAAAUAGCUAUUAAGAGCAGUAAGAAAAAUGACAUUCCGAGCCACACUGAGGAAAGUGAUCCAAGUUCUUCUCCCACAAACAUAGAGAAAGGCUCAAAAUCUUGCACACUGCUCUGAAUAUUUAUGCUUUUAUGGUCAUAAAGCACAUUGAAAUUUAUACUUGAAUGAAUACACAGUUUCUAAAGGAAAGUUUCUAAUACAAAUGUUUAAAAUUUUAAGUUAAUAUCUUUUACUUGGUUUGAAUAGAACGACCAGUUUUAAUAUUUAUUUAUACUAAAAUUUCUCACAAGCAAAC